Messenger RNA from Necator americanus (New World hookworm), 345 nucleotides. RefSeq lists its product as uncharacterized. The transcript has a single exon. The record is from RefSeq and is a predicted model, not a curated record. NCBI's taxonomy places the organism in Eukaryota, Metazoa, Nematoda, Chromadorea, Rhabditida, Ancylostomatidae. Bases 1 to 345 code for a protein of 114 amino acids.
AUGGAAAUCAUUACGGAGAGAGUCUACUCGAACCUUUUCCGUUCAUCAACUCCUGUGUCAAGCCCGAUCAUCCCCACUGGUGAAGCUCCACUACAGAUUCCCCCUUCGGAAUUACGAGUCGCUAUCAAGAGCAUGAAACCUGGCACAGCUCCCGAACCUGAUUUUAUAUCAGCAGACCUUCUUCGGGCUGGUGGCCAUUCACUUCAUGUAAUCUUAGCAGCGCACAUGACAUCCUACCUUCAGAAAGAAAGGACCCCAGACCAGUCGAAGACCUCGCGAACCGUUCCUAUCCAUAGGAAGGCCACCGAGAGGACCUUCGGAACUACCUUUCGAUAUGCUUGCUGA